Molecule: messenger RNA, 1840 nt
Organism: Ziziphus jujuba (common jujube)
Lineage: Eukaryota; Viridiplantae; Streptophyta; Magnoliopsida; Rosales; Rhamnaceae
Product: dof zinc finger protein DOF3.1
Exons: 2
Coding region: 615-1280 (221 amino acids)
Biological process (GO): regulation of DNA-templated transcription
Molecular function (GO): DNA-binding transcription factor activity; DNA binding
Source: RefSeq, a predicted model, not a curated record
AGAUAGGUCAUCUCCAUCAAAAUUUUUGGACACAGUUUUCAUCUUUUUUUCCCCUUCUUCUACAUCCUUCCCUCUACUGUACUCACAUCCUCUGUGGAAGAAAAGAAACCCAGUUGAAAAUGUUUUGAGUCCCUUUUUCCAAAGUGCCUCUCAUAAGAAUUUCACACCCACAAAAACCCAAAACAAAAAAGCAUUAAAAAUCCAGUCUUUUUGGUUUUGUGGCUUCUUUUUUUUAUUUUUUUAUUUUUUAUUUUUUCCCCCUUUCUUGAGUAUGAAACCUGCACUUUCCAAAGCUUGGGACUUUGUGAUUUUUUCUUGAGAGUUAUUCCCUGUGUGAAGUUUUGGUCUCUUCCAUGAAAACCCCUAUCAGUGUCUGAUAUAUAUCCAAAAACCUUUUUGUCUUCUUUUUACUUCUCUUCUAGCCUUUUUCCUACUUUGAAAAACUUAUUUUUUAUUACCUAUCAGAUCCUUAAAUCUCCAAUUCAGUUCUUUCAAACACGAAACCAAAUCAUCCCCAAGUUACCGAGAAUACUCAAAAGCUUUGAUAUCAGAUUUCUGCCUGUUUGGCCACCUAUUUUGCGCUUUUGGUUAAAGUUGUUUUGAGUGUCCAGAAAAUGCAAGACUCAGCGACAUUCCAGCCAGUGAAACCCCACUUUCCAGAACAAGAACAGCUCAAGUGCCCAAGGUGCGAGUCCACAAACACCAAAUUCUGCUACUACAACAACUACAAUCUCUCACAGCCACGCCAUUUCUGCAAGAACUGCAGGAGGUAUUGGACCAAAGGUGGUACUCUUAGAAACAUCCCUGUAGGUGGUGGAAGCCGCAAGAAUACAAAGAGGUCUUCGAAUCAAAAACGCUCUUCUUCUUCUUCUUCAUCAACCUCAACUUCGGUGUCAAACUCAGCACAGCAUAAUUCGGAUCAACAGCCCGACCCGACCCCGAUUUAUAGUCACACCGUUGAUACCGACCGUCGUAUGCUGGACAUACCAGGAAGCUUCAGUUCGCUUCUGACAUCAAAUGGGCAGUUUGGGAGUCUCUUGGAGGGUCUGAAUCCAAAUGUGUCGGGUGUGAAAAUGGUGCAAUUGGGUGAAUUUGGGGAGAACCUGAAUUCGGGUAUUCAGUUGAAUUCGGAGUCGGGUCGAACUCAGGGGAUGGAUGUACAGGGCAAUAGCAAUUCAGAGAGCUAUCUGGGUAUGCAAAAUGGUGAUUCAAGCUGUUGGGGUGGAGGCAAUGGGUGGCCUGACCUUGCCAUUUACACUCCAGGUUCAAGUUUUCAGUAGAAAGAAGGGGGAGAGAGUUUACUGUAAAGCUUAAUCUCCUUUCUAAUACUGCUAAUUAUGAUUAUUUACAUACCUAGAAACUAUGGUGGUAAAAGAAAAAGAAAAAAGAGAAGGGGGGGUGGGGGAGGGGGAGAAAAAAGAAAAGGAAAAAAACUGAGGAAAAAUGACAAAAAGUUCAUCUCAGCAUUCUCUGAGACAUACCACAAUACCACACCACUAGCACAUUCUAUAUGUAAUGGUGUCCUUUUGUUUUUGGGUUUUUGGAGUGGUUUUUGUUUGUAUGUGAUAUGGCCAAGAAUAUGUAUUGAUAUUAAUCUUUUUAUCUUUUGGACAAGGUGGGGGAGAGAAGGGGGUUUCUAUGACUGUCUAAAUACCAACAAUCACUAUUUUUUGAGGUUGAAGUAAUGCAAGAAGUAUUACUUUAGACAAGAAUCAAAAUUACAAGCUCUUUGUACACUCCACUGUAUAAACAUGCACAGAUUUAUAUAUUGUGAUGUAGUGUGAAGUGUUUGUACAUAUUUGUCUAUAGCUUUGUAUGCAUGGAAUGGUGUUCUUCUUUA